CACUGAUGCAGCGCACACACGGCCCUCGUUCGUGCAAACUCAUACACGCAACGUAUCCGACGUCUUUGAUAAUUCGCUCGCAAUCGUCUGUUAUAUGAAUCAAGUUUAUCGUUGUUUUUAAUAUCGGACAUCUAUUGUCUAGUGAUAACACAUAUUUUGUUGUGCUGUUUUUUUACACGAUUUUUUAUUUUUGGUGCAGUUUUCGUUUUUACCGCAACAGUGUUUCUUUCGCGCCCGGGCUUGUAACAAUAGAUUUGCACGAGGAUUAUUGCAACAAUGGUCAUUUACUUUUAGCGCUGGGAUAUUAGCACUACCAGUUAGUGUCGGGUUUAUCAAAGGAAUCGGCGCUUUGCCGUUCCUAUCGAGUAGGAUAAAAUCCGACUUUUAUCAUGAAUGAAAAAACUUUAAAAUAGAUCAGAACGCGCAACUGAUAGAAGUUAUAAUUAUCGCCGUACUCGAUGCUGACACCCAAAACGGACGGGCGGCAUCGCCUCAGAUUUCAUAACCGUCACAUGUACCAACGUGCCAUCGACGGAGGUUAUUGGAACGUUUGCCUACAGGUGUUGGGAAAAAGAUGAAACGCCGUUCGUCGCUUCCGUCGUCGUCCGGUGUCGUCAACGAACAGGGUCACAGGCACCCGAUGAACGUGUGCGCUGCCCAUAGCCGUGCCGUGUUGCCACUUGACAUCCGGACUCGUCGAUUAUGAAGAAACACAAACGCGAGCACUUGGAUUGCGGCUGACAAAAACUGCAGUUAGACAAUAUUACACACCCACACAGAAAGCCAAUAAUUGAAUUAAGUGCCGUCAUGUUUUUAAAAACGUUUCCAUACGGUUGAAUCGGUUUGGUUUUUGUUUUAUAAUUUAUUUUUUUGUAAAUAAUGUGUAGUCCGGGUCACUCCGCGAUGUGAUUGUAAAUAAUCAACAAGUGUUUAGAAAUCAAUUUUAUUAUGACCGGAGUGAUAAUAAUAUCGACGAAAAACGCAAGCUAACGGCCUCCUACUGGGUAACAAAGGUGCGCCCAUUAUGCCAGGGGGCCGACGAGGUCUGGUCGCCCCUCAAAACACGUUUCUGGAGAACAUCAUCAGAAGAUCGAGUUCACAACCUGACAGCAGUUUUCUUUUGGCAAACGCACAGAUUGUCGACUUUCCAAUUGUCUACUGUAACGAGUCUUUCUGUAAAAUAUCUGGAUACAACCGGGCGGAGGUUAUGCAAAAAUCAUGCCGCUGUUCAUUUAUGUAUGGUGAUCUAACGGAUAAAGAUACCAUUUGCAGAAUAGACGAGGUGCUGGAAAGUCAUUACCACGACCAAUUUGAAAUUUUGCUGUACAAAAAAAAUAAAACUCCAUUAUGGUUGCUGAUGCAGAUAGCUCCGAUAAAAAACGAGCGGGACCUCGUGGUGCUGUUUUUAUUAACAUUCAGAGAUAUUACAGCACUCAAACAACCAAUCGAAUCAGAGGACUCCAAAGGCGGAGAUCUGUUAGCAGGCCUCAGCAAGUUCGCAAAGCUGGCAAGGUCGGUCACCAGGAGCAAGACAUUGGUAUCACAGUUUUCUUCUCAUCCCGUCUCCAUCAAGGAUUCUACCAGACAUGUGCAAUCCCAUUUAGCACAUAUGAUGAGCUUGAACGCGGAUGUGAUGCCACAGUAUCGACAGGAGGCUCCCAAAACUCCUCCACACAUCCUUUUACAUUAUUGUGCGUUCAAAGCUAUCUGGGAUUGGGUGAUACUAUGCUUAACGUUUUAUACAGCUAUCAUGGUACCGUACAAUGUAGCGUUCAAAAAUAAAACUAGCGAGGACGUGUCCCUAUUAGUCUUAGAUUCUAUUGUCGAUGUCAUAUUUUUUAUAGACAUUGUACUUAACUUUCAUACCACGUUCGUCGGUCCUGGUGGAGAAGUAGUGUCUGAUCCAAAAGUGAUUAGAAUGAAUUACUUAAGGUCAUGGUUCGUAAUAGACUUGUUAUCAUGUCUUCCAUACGAUGUAUUCAAUGCAUUCGAUCAUGACGAAGAAGGCAUUGGAAGUCUUUUCAGUGCAUUGAAAGUGGUUCGAUUGCUACGGCUGGGUAGGGUAGUGAGAAAACUAGAUAGAUACUUAGAAUACGGUGCAGCAAUGUUAAUACUGCUCUUGUGUUUCUAUAUGUUAGUUGCACAUUGGCUUGCAUGCAUAUGGUAUUCUAUAGGUCGAUCUGACGCCGAAAAUGGUUAUCAAUACUCGUGGUUGUGGAAAUUGGCUAACAUUACCCAAUAUCCUUAUUCGUACCAAUUGACCGAUGAUGCUAACUCUACUGAACUUGUUCACGGACCUCCUAGAAAAACAAUGUACGUGACAGCGUUGUAUUUCACGAUGUCAUGCAUGACAAGUGUAGGGUUUGGUAACGUGGCAUCAGAAACUGAUAAUGAAAAAAUAUUCACUAUUUGUAUGAUGGUAAUUGCGUCACUAUUGUACGCUACAAUUUUUGGUCACGUUACUACGAUUAUACAGCAAAUGACAUCAGCAACCGCUAAGUACCACGAUAUGCUAAAUAAUGUCCGAGAGUUUAUGAAAUUACAUGAAGUACCGAAAGCAUUAUCCGAACGUGUCAUGGACUACGUGGUAUCUACUUGGGCGAUGACUCGAGGCUUGGACACAGAUAAAGUACUAAAUUAUUGCCCAAAAGACAUGAAAGCAGACAUCUGUGUUCAUUUAAACCGAAAAGUGUUCAAUGAGCAUCCGGCUUUUCGAUUAGCUAGCGAUGGUUGUUUACGUGCCCUCGCUAUGCAUUUCACUAUGAGUCACUCGGCACCUGGUGAUCUUCUCUUUCAUACCGGCGAGUCCAUUGAUUCACUUUGUUUUAUUGUGACUGGUUCACUGGAAGUCAUCCAAGACGACGAAGUUGUUGCAAUUUUAGGUAAAGGAGAUGUGUUUGGAGAUUCAUUUUGGAAAGACACUGCUCUGGGGCAAUCAGCAGCUAACGUACGCGCACUAACUUACUGUGAUUUACACACGAUAAAAAGAGACCGACUUUUAGAAGUUUUAGAUUUCUAUCAAGCAUUUGCUAACUCGUUUUCAAGAAAUUUAAUUCUCACUUAUAAUCUUAGGCACAGACUUAUAUUUCGAAAAGUUGCUGAUGUACGCCGAGAAAAAGAGUUGGCUGAAAAACGAAAGAAUGAACCUCAACUGGAUGAGCAACGAGAUCAACUAGUUCGAAAAAUUUUUACGAAAUUCCGUAAAGACAGAGCUCCCAGUCAAGUUAUUGGUUUACAACAGAGUGACGAAAAUAAAAGCGAGGGACAAUCAUCGGGAACUGUAGCAGAUCCUUCGGAUGGUGGUGGAACUGGCCGUCCAAAAGUGUUACCUUUAGUAUUAAGACAGCAGAGUGAAGAUCAACAGGCGUCAAGUUCCAGUGGACCUAGAGCUACCCCUCCAAAACCUGCACCAAAAAAAAUAUCUAAAUGGGGAAAAGUUUUAGGUGGUGGUAACGGAAGCACUGACUCAGCGGAUAAUUCAGUUGUCAGUUUACAGAGUGCUCCAGCCAAAAUUAGAGAUUCACCUAAUAGGCAGCAACCUGGAAACGGCCACAAAGUUUUUCCAAAACUUCAAAAAGUUCCUUCAGCCGCUGCUGAACCAUUUCCUAAUUUAGUUCAAUCACAAACUAGACAAGGGACCAUUGAAGAAUCAGACGAAAACUUGCGACCUCCAAGAACUGAAUCAGAGGUACAUGCAGCAUUACCAAUUAUGAUUUCGGUAGCUACGUCCACUGAUUACACUUAUCCAGUGGCAAUUUCACCUCCCCCUCCACCAUGCACAUCAGUUAUAUUACCUCCACCACCUCUUGAUCAAGAGGACUUGUCGGUUAAAAUGCACGACCUUAAGACAGAUGUUCAAUCCAUAAAUCUUAGGUUAAUUGCCAUUGAGGAUAUGAUGCAGAGAAUUUUUGGUAGAUUAGAUAAUUUAACCAACUUACCUUUACCGUUACCCACGCCUGAUGGAAGUGAUAUAAGAGGUUGCCGAACAAAAAGUACAGAUGACCUAAGUUUGCCAAUGACGCCUAAAUUACCGCCAAUGAUGCGGCGUCGACGAAGCAAAUCUCGAACAAGGUCUACCCCAUCAGUCUUGCCGCCAAUGAGGCCAUACAGCCCCAAAGACAAAUCACCGCCUCCACCUCCAAGAUCGGAAUCGCUCAAAAAAUCUUGUCCGCCUAGGUCAACUGACUUCUUGUAAUAUAUAAAUCAUUAAUAUUAAAUCAAAUGUACGAAAUGAGAUUAAUGUCUUGUAAUUAUGUUUUAGACUUGAUAAUAUUUACAUAUUUCAUAUUUUAUUAUACUAUUUUUUCUCGCUUAAUGGGUAAACAUGAUUAAGAGUAACUUGAGAUUAAAAUUUGAGAAAUUAUUAAAAUUAAUUUAGUAAAUUAAAUUCUUAAUUGGGUAAUUUGGUUUUUAUAUAUUAGAAGUGUUUAUAAGAAAUUAUAAAAUAACUAAUAAAAAGUAUUAUCAGUGAA
This is a messenger RNA of Daktulosphaira vitifoliae (grape phylloxera), 4472 nucleotides long. RefSeq names its product potassium voltage-gated channel protein eag (gene eag). Gene Ontology annotation, biological process: potassium ion transmembrane transport; regulation of membrane potential. Gene Ontology annotation, molecular function: voltage-gated potassium channel activity. The coding region runs from base 1025 to 4195 and encodes 1056 amino acids. Gene Ontology annotation, cellular component: membrane. NCBI's taxonomy places the organism in Eukaryota, Metazoa, Arthropoda, Insecta, Hemiptera, Phylloxeridae. The record is from RefSeq and is a predicted model, not a curated record. The transcript has 15 exons.